Molecule: messenger RNA, 7577 nt
Organism: Calypte anna (Anna's hummingbird)
Lineage: Eukaryota; Metazoa; Chordata; Aves; Apodiformes; Trochilidae
Gene: PTPRU
Product: protein tyrosine phosphatase receptor type U
Exons: 31
Coding region: 124-4437 (1437 amino acids)
Biological process (GO): protein dephosphorylation
Cellular component (GO): membrane
Molecular function (GO): protein tyrosine phosphatase activity; protein binding
Source: RefSeq, a predicted model, not a curated record
GCCGCACCAUGCGAAGCGCCCGGGCGCUGCUGCUCGCCCUCGCCCUUCGGGUUUACGCUCUGGACACCGAAACCCCCGCCGGGGAGAGUCUUUUUCUCUUCCUUGCUUCUUCCUGAGAGUGCCAUGGCCUUUCCCAGAGCUCCCAGGCAGUGCAGUCCCCACCAGGAUCCUGUGCUGGGAUGCUGCAGAAAAUCCCACUCACCAGGUGGCUGCACUUUUGAGGAGGAGGGGGACCCGAAGCUGUGUGAGUACAGCCAGGGCCAGGACGAUGACUUCGGGUGGGAGCUGCUCCGCAGUCACACCGUGCCACACCUGACAGCUGACCUGCCCCACGGCUCCUACCUGAUGGUCAACUCCUCUCAGCACUCCCCAGGACAGAAAGCUCACCUGCUCUUCCAGGCUCUGAGUGAGAAUGACACCCACUGCCUGCAGUUCAGUUACUUCAUGUACAGCAGGGAUGGGCACAGCCCUGGCACUCUCCGUGCCUACGUGCGGGUGCCGGGGGCUCCCUCGGGCAGCGCCGUCUGGAACGCCUCGGGCUCCCACGGCCGCCAGUGGCACCAGGCAGAGCUGGCAGUCAGCUUGUUCUGGCCCAGUGAGUACCAGGUCCUCUUCGAGGCAGUGAUCUCCAGUGAGCGCCGGGGCUACCUGGGCUUGGAUGACAUUUUGCUCCUGAACUACCCAUGCUCAAAAGCCCCUCAUUUCUCCCGCCUGGGUGACGUGGAGGUGAAUGCAGGGCAGAAUGCCACCUUCCAGUGUGUGGCUGCUGGCAAGGCAGCUGAGGCUGAGCACUUCCUGAUGCAGAGGCUGAGUGGUGAGAUGAUCCCUGCUGCCUCUGUGAAGCACAUCAGCCACCGACGCUUCCUGGCCACCUUCCAGCUGGAUGAGGUGUCCAAGGAGGAGCAGGACCUGUACCGCUGUGUCACUCAGUCCACACGGGGCUCAGGUGUCUCCAACUUUGCUGAGCUCAUUGUCAAAGAUCCCCCCACACCCAUUGCACCCCCUCAGCUGCUCCGGGCUGGCUCCACCUACCUCAUCAUCCAACUCAACACCAACUCCAUCACUGGGGAUGGCCCCAUCGUGCGCAAGGAGAUCGAGUACCGCAUGACCUCGGGGCCCUGGUCAGAGGUCCACGCAGUCAACAUGCAGACCUACAAACUCUGGCACUUGGAUCCAGACACAGAGUAUGAGAUCAGUGUCCUGCUCACCCGCCCUGGGGAGGGGGGCACUGGCAAACCAGGACCACCCCUCAUCAGUCGCACCAAGUGUGCAGAGCCCAUGCGGGCCCCCAAGGGUUUGGCUUUCUCAGAGAUCCAGUCCAGGCAGCUGACCUUGCAGUGGGAGCCUCUGGGCUACAACCUGACCCGCUGUCACACCUACACUGUCUCUCUCUGCUACCGCUAUUUCGUGGGCAUCGGGCACAACCAAACCUUCCGGGAGUGCGUCAAGAUGGAGAGGAACACCAACCACUACACCAUCAAAAACCUCCUGCCCUACAAGAACAUCCAUGUCAAGCUCAUCCUCUCCAACCCCGAGGGGCGGAAGGAAGGCAAGGAGCUGGUCUUCCAGACGGAUGAGGAUGUGCCUGGUGGCAUUGCCUCCGAGUCCCUCACCUUCACCCCACUGGAGGACAUGAUAUUCCUGAAGUGGGAGGAACCAGUGGAACCCAAUGGGCUCAUCACACAGUACGAGAUCAGCUACCAGAGCAUCGAGUCCUCUGACCCAGCAGUCAACGUGCCGGGCCCGCGCCGCACCGUCUCCAAACUCCGCAACGAGACCUACCACGUCUUCUCCAACCUCCACCCUGGCACCACCUACCUCUUCUCAGUCCGGGCCCGCACUGGCAAGGGCUUUGGCCAGACUGCACUCACCGAGAUCACCACCAACAUCUCAGCUCCCACCUUUGACUAUGGGGACAUGCCAUCCCCACUGGGCGAGUCAGAGAGCACCAUCACCGUGCUGCUGCGGCCAGCGCAGGGCAGAGGGGCUCCCAUCAGCACCUACCAGGUCAUCGUAGAAGAAGAGCGGCCCAAGAAGCUGAAGCGGGAGCUGGGGGGACAGGAGUGCUUCCCGGUGCCACUCACCUUUGAUGAUGCUGUGUCCCGGGGCUCUGUUCACUAUUUUGGGGCAGAGCUGCCUGCCAGCAGCCUCACUGAAGCCAAACCCUUCACCGUGGGAGACAACCAGACCUACAGUGGUUACUGGAACCCACCACUGGAGCCCAAGAAGGCGUAUCUCAUCUACUUCCAAGCCAUGAGCAACCUCAAAGGGGAAACGCGGCUGAACUGCGUCCGGAUCGCCCGCAAAGCUGCCUGCAAAGAGAGCAAACGUCCCCUGGAGGUGUCACAGCACUCAGAGGAGAUGGGCCUGAUCCUGGGGAUCUGUGCUGGAGGACUCAUAGUCCUGAUCAUCCUCCUGGGAGCCAUCAUCGUCGUCAUUCGGAAAGGAAAACCAGUCAACAUGACCAAGGCCACCAUCAACUACCGCCAGGAGAAGACUCACAUGAUGAGUGCCAUCGACCGGAGCUUCACCGACCAGAGCACGCUGCAGGAGGACGAGCGCCUGGGGCUCUCCUUCAUGGACACCCACAACUACAGCAACAGAGGUGACCAACGCAGCAGUGUGGUCAAUGAGUCCAGCAGCCUCCUGGGGGGCUCCCCCCGCCGCCAGUGUGGCCGCAAAGGGUCCCCGUAUCACACUGGGCAGCUCCAUCCUGCUGUGAGGGUGGCAGAUCUCCUCCAGCACAUCAAUCAGAUGAAGACAGCAGAAGGCUAUGGCUUCAAGCAAGAGUAUGAGAGUUUCUUUGAGGGCUGGGAUGCUUCAAAGAAGAAAGACAAGACCAAAGGGAGACAGGAUCACGUGUCAACAUAUGACCGUCACCGAGUGAAGCUGCACCCGCUGCUGGGGGACCCCAACUCAGACUACAUCAAUGCCAACUACAUCGAUGGCUACCACAGGUCCAACCACUUCAUAGCCACCCAAGGGCCCAAGCAGGAGAUGGUGUAUGACUUCUGGCGCAUGGUGUGGCAGGAGCACUGUUCCAGCAUCGUGAUGAUCACCAAGCUGGUGGAGGUGGGCCGGGUGAAAUGCUCCAAAUACUGGCCAGAUGACUCUGAGAUGUAUGGGGACAUCAAGAUCACCCUGGUGAGGUCAGAGACCUUGGCUGAGUACGCCGUCCGCACCUUCGCUCUGGAGAGGCGGGGCUACUCUGCCCGACAUGAGGUGAAACAGUUCCACUUCACCUCCUGGCCUGAGCACGGGGUCCCCUACCACGCCACGGGGCUCUUGGCGUUCAUCCGCAGGGUGAAGGCGUCCACGCCGCCCGACGCCGGCCCCAUCGUCAUCCACUGCAGUGCUGGCACAGGGAGGACUGGCUGCUACAUCGUCCUGGAUGUUAUGUUGGAUAUGGCUGAGUGUGAGGGCGUCGUGGACAUCUACAACUGUGUGAAGACCUUGUGCUCACGGAGGAUCAACAUGAUCCAGACAGAGGAGCAAUAUGUCUUCAUCCAUGAUGCCAUCCUGGAAGCCUGCCUGUGUGGGGAGACCAGCAUCCCUGCCAGUGAGUUCAAGCCCACCUACAAGGAGAUGGUGAGGAUAGAGCCGCAGAGCAACUCCUCACAGCUGCGGGAGGAGUUUCAGACCCUGAACUCAGUGACUCCCCACCUGGAUGUGGAGGAGUGCAGCAUCGCCCUCCUGCCCCGCAACCGGGAGAAGAACCGCAGCAUGGACGUCCUGCCGCCCGACAGAUGCCUUCCCUUCCUCAUCUCCGUGGAUGGAGACAGCAACAACUACAUCAACGCGGCCUUAACUGAUAGCUACACCAGGAGUGCUGCCUUCAUUGUCACCCUGCACCCUCUGCAGAACACGACCGCCGACUUCUGGCGCUUGGUCUACGACUACGGCUGCACCUCGAUCGUCAUGCUCAACCAGCUCAACCAGUCCAACUCUGCCUGGCCCUGUCUCCAGUACUGGCCUGAGCCUGGGCUCCAGCAGUACGGCCCCAUGGAGGUGGAAUACGUGUCCGGAGCGGCGGAUGAGGACAUCGUGUCCCGUCUGUUCCGAGUCCAGAACAUCACCCGGUUGCAGGAGGGGCACCUGAUGGUCCGACACUUCCAGUACCUGCGGUGGUCGGCUUAUCGAGACACCCCAGACUCCAAGAAAUCCUUCCUGCACCUCCUGGCCCAAGUGGAGAGGUGGCAGAAGGAGAGUGGUGAUGGCAGGACUGUGGUGCACUGCCUGAACGGAGGUGGCCGGAGUGGCACCUUCUGUGCCUCCACCAUGAUCCUGGAGAUGAUCAAAUGUCACAACAUGGCAGAUGUUUUCUAUGCUGCAAAGACCCUCCGAAACUACAAACCAAAUAUGGUGGAGACCUUGGAGCAGUAUCAUUUCUGCUAUGACAUAGCACUGGAAUAUCUGGAGUCCCUGGAGACCAGAUAGCACCUGGCCAGGAGGGCUUGCCAAGGGCUCUGCCAACCGCGCCUUUCGCGCUCGGACGUUGCGUUCGUGCUGAAGGUGAGGAGGGGAAACAGCGAAGGACCCGAGGAGGAAACCCAUCAGAUGAGGAAAAAGGAAAGGACGUGGGGAUGUGGUGACCACUCCCCAUCUUUCACCCUCCACUCUCCAUCUUCCCACCCCAAACGUGUCCCCGUGGCCCAAGGUCGGAUGCCACAACUCGUCCCGUCCCUGCGUCGCGGCGGUGGGGUCGGUGUCUGCAGGAUGUGGCCCCGUGGUGCUUCCUGGGCAUCUCCAAAGCAGUUGGAGAGGAGACCAGGGAGGGGAGGAGCUGAACAGAAGGAGCCAAGGCCGUUUCCCAGCAGAGAAGGAUGGAUAUUUGGAGAAGAGAUCUUCUUUUUUAAUUACCCGUGGAGUUGAAGCUGCUCUUCUGAGGAGCCCAGAUGGCUGCUGGCAGGUUUUGCCCUUGAUGGGGGACGUGCUCUGAGCCAGAGCAAAGGUUCUGAAAGGAGCUCUUCAGUUUCUGCCUCUUUGCAUCAUGAGUUCAAUCUUCAUUUUCUUUAGUUCUGUGAGUUGCAGCCCUUUGUAUAUCCAGCCCUGGACAGAAGCAGGGAUGUGGAAUGGUGGUGGGAGGUGGAGGGUGCUGAGCAUGGCCAUGUUCCUCUGCAGGGAACAACCCUGCAGGCAUUUCUGCAAAGCUUUUCAAGCAGUGGUCUUCCUCCAUCUCUACGUUGUCUUCUUCAUUUGUAGCAAUUAAUUCCUGCUGGGCUGACCCACAGACACCAGCCCUGGGGCUGGUUUUAAGCCUUCCCUUGUGAGUCCCUGUGUGUGAGCCACCUUUGGUAGCCAGAAACCCUCAAAGUUUGGGUCCAUCCCUUGUUGCCUCCUGGGUGGCUCUCUCAGGCAGUUGUCCAUUGAUGCAGCUUGGCUUUUGCUGGGCUUGGUGAGGUUUGGUGGUGGGGUUGGUGUGGGGUGAGCCCUGAGCCAUGGCAGGGCUGUGGGGCUGGGCAAGGGGAGGUCCCCACCCCCCUGGUGCCACUUGGGACAAGUGUAUGGGGACAGGGAUUGAAGGUGCCUGGUACUUCUUGGCUUCGUCCUGCUCUGGUGGGGUGUGAGAUGUCACUUUUGUUCUGAUCUUGUGGUAAUUCCAGGGGUUUCUGCUCUAAGGGGGAGAGCCUGGCUGUAAGGAAGCUGUAGUCGGGGUUUUCAUUCCCCCCAAAUGUCCUCAAGGAGGUGCAACCAGAGGGCUGGCAGGGCUGGGAUCUGCUGUAGGGACUUGAGGAACCAAGAGGAGGUUGCUUCUGUCUUCAGGGCUAGAAAGAACUCUUCACAGCCAUUUUUUGGGAUGUGAAACUGUCCUGCAUAGGCUGGAGGUUGCCUGUGAGUAGCCCCAUCCAUCAUGUGUCCCCCACAUCCAUCAUAUAUGUCCCCCCCAUCCAUCAUGUGUCUUCCCAUCCAUCAUCUGUCCCCCCCAUCCAUCAUGCUCCCUUCAUCCAUCAUCUGUCCCCCCAUCCAUCAUGCUCCCCUCAUCCAUCAUGUCCCUCCUAUUUUCAUGGUGUCCCCCCCAUUCUUUGUGUCCCUUCCCAUCACCCCUCCUGCUCUUUGUCCCCACCAUUCUCCCCAUGGCAGGGGCAGCCUCUUGACUGCCCAGAGGUUGGAGAUCCAUGGCACAACCCCAAGCUUUGGAAGAUGCCAUUUGACCAAACCAAUCUGCAGCACGAAGGCCCCAGAGCCCCAAGGGCUGAGUCCUGGAUGAGCAAGCCCAGGAGAUGCUUCCAUCCAACUUCCAAGGGUGGAGGGGAGCAACAAGAUCAACCUCUGCCCCCUCCCCACCUUGGGGAAUGUCCCACCCAGGGGUGGGGAUGGGCAUCUCAGCAUCAUCAGAAAGUUUUGCUUCCCUGGCUGCUCACCCAGUAACUCAGAGGGCCUGACAAGGGCUCUAAACCUCAUCCUGCUUUGUUUCCAUCCCUGCUCCCUCCCCCUGCUCUGUGCCCACACUGUCUGUGUGACCAAAUAGUCCUUUUACCCUCCCCAGAGUCUCCAGAAUGGUCCAGUUACACCAGUACUGGGUAACACCAGUGACUGGUGACACCAACACUCCCAGUGAGUCUUGACCUGGAAUAAAUCCCUGUCCUUUUCCCAUUCCCAUCUUUCCAUAGACAUGUCCCCACUGUCCCACGGUGCCUCAGGGAAGGUGCUGAGUGAUGGGUGCAGAGAGGUCCCAGGGUGCAGAAAUUGGUUGGUUUUGGAUGAAAAGGGCUGAGCUGAACCUCUGAAAUUCCCAAGGAUGGGAUGGUGGGGGUGUCAGUCAGCCCUGGGAUUGGGGGGGGAUGGAGGGAUGAUCCUGCUUCAUCCCAGACCUGCCAGGAGCCUGAGCCACCUCCAUCCAUCCUCACUUCAGCAUCCUUCACAGGUAAAGUGUUGCUAGAAGGACAAAUCAUAAAAAAAAAAAAGAAAAUUAGGACCCCAUUUAGUCCUCAUGAGACAGCAGAGGCUGGAGGAGGUGUAUAUAUGCUUUAAAAGUGAGAUAUUUUUCUUUUUAUAUCUCCUUGCUGGAUGUCUCUGGGUUUUUAGGGCAUCUCUUCUGGAAGGCCAGACUUUGAAAUCAAAAGUGCUAUAAAAACCAAGUGAGCUCCCAACUCCUACUGAGAUGAUGUGAGGCAAGGACAUCCUGUACAUAGAAAUAUAUAUAGAAAUAUCUAUAUAAAAAUAUAAAUACUGUUCUUAAGAUGGAUAAUGUUUCUUGGUAUUACAGACUGGAGUGGUGCUUUUUUUGUUCCUUUCUUUCUUUUUAAUAAAAACAACACACACACAAAUUAAAACCCAAGAAAACACCAAAUUGGAACAGUUUGGGCUAUAUGCAAAAAAAGUGACCCCAAAAGGGACUGGUACCACGAGGCUGCUCCACUAUGGAGAGGGAAAGUGUGCUGGGACUGAAGGAGGGAUGGGAAGGAGGGAGACAUCUGAUGGGGAUUGUUCCACACACAUCCAGCUGUUGUGAACUGGUUUGGCUUUGGUUUAUUUUUUGUUUCGUUUUGGGUUUUUUUUUAAAUUUUAUUAUUAUUAUUUUUGGCUUUCUUUCCUUUUAAGAAAAUCAGCUGCAUAAAUAAAUGUUCCAAAUUUGU